UUGCGUAUGAUCUCUUCGGCGACUCCUGAGAAGAGAGCUAAACCAAGCGAGCCUAUAGAGCCUGAAGAUAUGGAUAUCAUUACAAUAUCAGAAACAGAGAGAGAUGAAAUUAAUGAUGACAUUGACCAAUGUGGGGGUACACCAAACACAGAAGAGCUUUGCAACGUCGCUCUACCAGUGAAAAGUCUGCCAUUAGUAUGUUCACUUGGGAAAGCCCUUCGUCUAAAUGAUGACCUCAUUGUUGGAUUCAUCGAGCUACCCAGUUUGUCAGUACUCCAUAAGAUCGCACGACAGCUCGUAGACAGUUGGUGGAAUAGUUUGAAAGAGGAAGGAAAAGAAGAUAAGUUUGCUAAGCUUCUCUCUGGGUUUAACAUCCCAGAUGUCAAAACAGGUUUGUUGGAAUCACAAUGCUGAGUUCAAUUGUGAUCUUUUUGAUAAGGAGAUUUGUACUCUUGAAAAGAAAAGUUUCAACCUCAAACUUGUAUUUCAGUGUUUUUUUUACACAUUUCAUUUAUUCCAUUUAUUGCGUUAAAUCAACAGGAUGAACAAAAGUACAUAUUAUAUUUAGUAGGUAAAAUUUUUGAAUUAACGUGUAUUUACAAAUCAUGGACAUUUGUUUUGGGUUUUUUUUUUUACUUGUCCUUAAAUUCAUCAAUGUUUUCCAGUUUAUUUCAUUUUUUCAGAGUCCUUCAGUGUCCUAAUUCACCACCAUCAUUCUGCUAUGUCCAUUAAAGUGGAUAUUUUCCUUCGCAUUGACAUAUGCAUUUUUUCAGUGUCCACAGGCCGUGAAGAAAUCUCAAAAGCCAUUGGAUCCAAGACAGACCUACUGGACUUGUGUCAUCGUCUGAGUGUUAAACCUUCUAGCGUCUUGCCGAUCAUGAGCACAUUGUUGACCUUCCCGCCUCACGUGAUUGGCCGUAGUGCUCUGAAGAUGCUUAAAGAGUGGGUACAUCAAGGUGGAACUAGGGAGAGGCUUCUCGAAGUUGCUCAGGCUUUCCGUUUCAACGAUGCAGCAGUCAAGAUAGCAGAAGCCAUAAAAUGCCAACCAAGCUAUUUGCCUUUCAUCUCGCAUGGCAUCAUUGAUCACAAGGGUGGAGAACUGACAUUUGAUGAACUUGGUAUUGUCGUAUCUAUCCCUGAAGGAGCUAUACCUAAAGGGAUGAGAUCAGUUUUAACUCUUCGCGUCCAAACUCAUGAUACUACUAAGCUUCCUGUACGGGAGGGUGAGGUAGUCAUUACUCCAGUCGUAGAAGGUUCUCUGACACAAGAACUGCUCAAGCCUGCCACGGUGGUAUUACCACACUGCAUCACUCACCAUGAACGUAAAGACGACUCUUCUGUUAUCUUGUACACAAGAACAGGACCAGGAAAGUUCGGUCGUAGGACCUUGACUCCGUCACCAAGCUUAAAAGAAAAGAUCAAGUUUCGUACACGUCAUCUUCAAGUCUGGGCUCUGGCAUCGACUGAUCUUCAAGGACUCCAGCUGAGAUGUGUAGUCUUCCAGCCUUUGUUCAUGACUCCUGCAGAGAAACCAACUCUACGUGUGUACAUACUUCAUCCAUAUAGAACCUAUAUAGAGGUACCCAUCAAGGGGAUACUUAGUGGAAAGUGCAGCCCUCUGAACUUCGAGCUUCAGUUCUCUCCUAAAGAGAAAGGAAAGAAGAACGUCCAUAUCGACAUACGACAAGGGUCAGCAACACGUGCAGAAAGAGAGUAUAUCAUUUCAAAAGAAGAUGAACCGGAUUAUGCAGUCGAUCACACAGAUUCGCAGGGGCGACGGCAGUAUGUAUCCAACAAUCUCCUCGAGAUCCUGGCAGAUAUAAUCCAUACACCAAAGGACUUAAAAUGCCUUGGCUACCAACUUGGCUUCUCUUACUCAGCUGUAGAGAAAUACAACGACCUACCAGACUUGUCAUUUGAUAGUGUCUCAAGAUUAGGCUUUGGAGAGAUGCUUCGUGACUGGAGACGGAGAGUUCGACCUAGUGAUCAGUUGGAUGAACUUCAUCUGGCAUUGCAAAAUGCUGGAUUAGGCCACACAGCUAAGGUUAUCCUACCUGAACUGAGUGGCACUUCUAGGAGGUACUUUGAACAGGUCAGAAAAGCAUGGGAGUCGAAGAAGUAGGCGACCUUGUCAUUGAAAUGUUUAUCAUCAUCCCACGACCAAGAGGGGAUUCACUUGAAGUAUGCAUUCAGCUGAGAAGCUUACAUCUUCAGAAACAUGUAUUCUAAGUCAGCAUGAUCCUCAGCCUGAAUCUCGAAGUUGCUUUUUUUUUUGCUAGCCAAUGCUACUGGGAGUCAUGUAUUUAAG
Molecule: messenger RNA, 2308 nt
Organism: Strongylocentrotus purpuratus (purple sea urchin)
Lineage: Eukaryota; Metazoa; Echinodermata; Echinoidea; Camarodonta; Strongylocentrotidae
Exons: 8
Coding region: 722-2122 (466 amino acids)
Biological process (GO): netrin-activated signaling pathway
Cellular component (GO): membrane
Molecular function (GO): netrin receptor activity
Source: RefSeq, a predicted model, not a curated record